CAAUGCAGUUAGCUGAUGGCACCACGGUAUAUGAAGGACGUCUUGAGAUUUGGUUUAAUGAUAGAUGGGCGAAUGUCUGCGGAAAUGGCUGGGAUAUACAAGAUGCAGAUGUUGUUUGCAAAGAGCUGGGCUAUGAUGGUGCAGCAGAGGCUUUCGAUAACAGUGAUAUUUUUGGCGAAGGAACUGGUUCAAUCAUUCUGGAGAAUGUUGAGUGUCUGGGAACUGAGUCUUCCCUAACACAAUGCCUAAACCAAGGUUGGGGAGUUCACAAUUGUACUCACUCCAGGGAUGCUGGCGUCAGAUGCAUUGAACCUAGUCAACUGCGACGGAACGUUUCUGCUGAAAGUCUACCUUCAGGGACGACCCGGCUAGUUAAUGGAGCAACUAAUAAAGAAGGAAGACUUGAAGUGUAUUACUCAAGUUCAUGGGGAACAGUUUGUGAUGAUAGUUGGACCGCUGCUAACUCCGAUGUUGCGUGCAGACAACUGGGGUUUGCAGGAAGCUCAGCGUUUUAUAGUAACGCCCACUUUGGCCAAGGAUCCGGAAACAUAUGGCUGGAUAACGUAGGAUGUACUGGAAGUGAAAACAGUAUAUCAGAAUGUAGUCAUAAUGGUUGGGGUGUUCACAAUUGUAAUCACGGAGAGGACAUUGGUAUAUUGUGCUAUGGAAAUUCAGUGACGAUGCGGCUAGUUAAUGGAGCAACUAAUGGAGAAGGAAGACUUGAAGUGUAUUACUCAAGUGCAUGGGGGACAGUUUGUGAUGAUGGUUGGACCGCUGCUAACUCCGAUGUUGCGUGCAGACAACUGGGGUUUGCAGGAAGCUCAGCGUUUUAUGGUAACGCCCACUUUGGCCAAGGAUCCGGAAACAUAUGGCUGGAUAACGUAGGAUGUACUGGAAGUGAAAACACUAUAUCAGAAUGUAGUCAUAAUGGUUGGGGUGUUCACAAUUGUAAUCACGGAGAGGACAUUGGUAUAGUGUGCUAUGGGGCGAUCCGGCUAGUUAAUGGAGCAACUAAUAAAGAAGGAAGACUUGAAGUGUAUUACUCAAGUGCAUGGGGAACCGUUUGUGAUGAUAGUUGGACCGCUGUUAACUCCGAUGUUGCGUGCAGACAACUCGGGUUUGCAGGAAGCUCAGCGUUUUAUGGUUCGGCCCACUUUGGCCAAGGAUCCGGAAACAUAUGGCUGGAUAACGUAGGAUGUACUGGAAGUGAAAACACUAUAUCAGAAUGUAGUCAUAAUGGUUGGGGUGUUCACAAUUGUAAUCACGGAGAGGACAUUGGUAUAGUGUGCUAUGGUAAGUAA
Molecule: messenger RNA, 1301 nt
Organism: Anneissia japonica
Lineage: Eukaryota; Metazoa; Echinodermata; Crinoidea; Comatulida; Comatulidae
Product: deleted in malignant brain tumors 1 protein-like
Exons: 4
Coding region: 3-1301 (432 amino acids)
Cellular component (GO): membrane
Source: RefSeq, a predicted model, not a curated record